Messenger RNA from Leptosia nina, 1149 nucleotides. The record is from the annotation of a GenBank genome assembly. NCBI's taxonomy places the organism in Eukaryota, Metazoa, Arthropoda, Insecta, Lepidoptera, Pieridae.
AUGCCCGAGCAGUUUUCGCUGCGGUGGAACGAUUUCCAUGCUAAUCUGGCGCAGUCGUUCCAAGCGCUACUUGAUGGCGAAGAUCUUGUGGACGUGACUUUGGCGGCUGGUGGUCAGUACGUCCAUGCACACAAACUCAUCUUGUCAGUCUGCAGUCCUUACUUCAAGGAACUGUUUAAGAUGAAUCCGUGUGAACAUCCUAUAGUUAUUCUCAAAGAUGUUGCACACCAAGAACUUAAGCAACUAUUACAAUUCAUGUACCGAGGUGAGGUUCAUGUCCGACAACAAGAACUAUCAGGGUUCCUUCACACCGCGGAACUACUACAAGUCAAGGGGCUGACUAGUGGACGAGAGAAAAGUGAGUCACCACCACCAGCUUCGGAAGAUUCUUUUACACCAAAGUCACAGGUUAACGAGCCAACUGGUGACAGCAUGCCAGAAUGGGUACAGCCAGAAGACACCUCUUCGACGGAUCUAUUGUCAGAAUUACCAGCCCUUAUUCCGAAAGAAGAAGCUACUAGAAGUCCUUUGAAACGAUUAAUGAAGAACACGCCAAACAAAACGAACACAAGUAAAAAGAAGCCACGCCCAGCCAACGACAGCCCAUCGCAUCCAGAGAACAGUGAUUAUGUCCCCGAAGGAGCUUACAGUGAUGGCUCCGGUGAACCCUUGAUCGACUUCGACAGCGAUAUGUUUCAUAAUAUCUUGGUUGUGCCAGACUCUGCUAAGGAAACAGGUUGGAAUUGCAAGAGCGGUGGCGUGAAGUGUCCGUCGUGCCACCGGUUCUUCGCGAACCGCUACAAUCUGAAGGUGCACAUCCGCGACAAGCACGACACGAGAGAGGGCACGCUGCAGUGUGACAUAUGCCAGAAACGCAUGCGCAACCCUUCGUGCCUCCGCGUCCAUAUGUAUCAUCAUCGCAAGCAGGCGGCCUAUCUUGCACAACUCAGCGCUCAAGGGGAUCAGAUGAGCGUUCACAAUAUGGUUGGGAAUAAAUGGCGUACUGAAAAUUUGAACGAUUAUCGGGACAUUGACAAUUACACGGCGACUACGGCCGCCGCCGAGGCGAACCAGUUCCCGCCGGUUCCCGAAGGCGCUGAACAACCGAAGCCGGCUCCGAAGUCCGAAGCAAAUCUCGAGGCCGUAUGA